Candidozyma pseudohaemuli is the source of this 1677-nucleotide messenger RNA. It is a transcript of the gene PGA45, whose product is annotated as Pga45p. The transcript has a single exon. Bases 1 to 1677 code for a protein of 558 amino acids. The record is from RefSeq and is a predicted model, not a curated record. Lineage: Eukaryota; Fungi; Ascomycota; Pichiomycetes; Serinales; Metschnikowiaceae.
AUGAAGUUUACGUUCGUCUCCACCCUCCUUUGCAUCUUCCUGGCGGUGACGCUAGCGACCCCGAUCGCUCAGCCUGUUGGUGAGGAGUUUGACUUGACUUUCCUCGAAGACACCAUCGAAGCAAGAUUCGACCCUUAUGACUAUGAGGCUUUGUCGAACUUCAUUCAAAAGAGAGACACUAGUGGCUUUGAGCAGACCAUCGAAGGUCUUUUGAACGUUGUUAAUGACUCCGGCGUGAUCUGGGCUGUGUUGGACCAAGUGGCCUACUACCCAGACCGCAUUGAAUUUAUUGCAAACCUCACAGGCCGUCUCAUUGGCGGUGCUAACCUCUCCAGCAUUGGUGACAUGCUUGGAGGCGGUCUUUUGGACUUGUCCGACCUCAAUGUUUCUGCUAUCGUGGGUGCUGUUGCAGACUCUGGUGUUGUUCAGAGCUUGUUGGACGGCAUCUUGCUCGACGAGGACUACAGACCAAACCUUGUGAACCUUGUCUCGAGAUUGUUGAAGUCUCAAAAGAACACAUUCUUGUGGUUGGUUCAGGACCUCUUUGGCAGAAACUCCAACAGUAAGAGAGCUGAGACCAGCGGUCUUGAGACUUUCAUUGGCAACAUCAUCUCCACUGCUUUGUCCUCCACUCUUGUGGCUGACGUUGCAAAGGAUGUGCUUACUGCCUUGAACAACACUCAGUUCCUCACAACCACCGUCAAACACUUCCUUGCUGACGAGGGCUACCAGAACAUGACUGCUCAGCUCGUCAUUGAUGUGAUGAACACUGGCGCUAUCAGCCUCAACGGUGCUUCUCUUAACGUCACCUCUCUUUCUGAGAGAGUCUUGAGCAGACCAGAGUUGAUCAGCGGUGCCGUCGGUAUGUUGCUUUCCGGUAACAUUCAGCUCGGCGGUUUGGGCAAGUAUGCUGACGCUGUGAUGGAGAUUGUCCGUGGUGUCGAGGAUGAUGGUACUUUUGCUGAGUUGAACAACUACGUCUUCUCCGAGUCCCACACCGUCUCCACUCCAGUUCUCUUCACCGGUACCGUUGUUGUUCCAAGAACUGCUAGCUUCAGUCUUGGUGGAAUUGGCGGCUUCUCAAAUGCCAGUGCCACAACGACUAACAGCCCUAACUCCAGAACAACUAACUCUCCAUCAAGAACCACUUCGCACGCUAACAACGACACUUCGUUCUCGUACCAGACUGACGACAACCUCAAUGAGCUGGAGUCUGCCGCUGAGGUGGCCUCCAUUCUUUCGUUGCUUUCUGCUUCUCCAGCUAGUGAGACUGGCUCUGCUACGAACUCACCCACUAGCAAGACCAGCGAGAGCUCUGGUUCUCCAAAGAGAUCCGCCACCUCUUCGGUCGACAGCUUGAGCAGGUGGAUGGAGACUUACGGUGCUGAGACCACUACCACCACCUCCAGCAGAUCUUCCGCACCAGCCACAACCUCCUCCUCAAGAAGCUAUAGAUCCAUGGUUACUGUCACUGUGGAGGAGGGUUCAGAUGGAACCACUACUGCCGACCUGAGCUCAGGCGGCGGCCUCGAUGCUAUUUUGGGCUUCUUCACUCAGACUGGCUCAAACAACCAGCGCAGAGAGGUUACCCAGGGCUCGAGCGCUUCUUCUAAGAGCGUGUCCAUGGUGUUGGUGUACUUGCAAGUGUUCUUGUUUGGCGGCGUUCUUAUGCUCUAA